Messenger RNA from Fusarium venenatum, 1752 nucleotides. RefSeq lists its product as uncharacterized. NCBI's taxonomy places the organism in Eukaryota, Fungi, Ascomycota, Sordariomycetes, Hypocreales, Nectriaceae. The record is from RefSeq and is a predicted model, not a curated record. Gene Ontology annotation, cellular component: cytoplasm. Gene Ontology annotation, biological process: protein ubiquitination. Gene Ontology annotation, molecular function: ubiquitin protein ligase activity.
AUGUCUUCUCAUGCCGAAAGGCAUGGCCACCUCGACGCGACCGCGGGGCGUGAGGUAGUGUAUUGCCAUGCCUGCACCAACGAAUGGUAUCGAGAUGAGGAUGGCUUGACAUGCCCCGAAUGCCGUGGGGAGAUCACGGAGAUUAUCGACCCUGAGAACGAUCCCCGCGACCUUGGCCACCAUUCCUCCGGUUCUACUUCACCAGAGCUUCACCCUUACGAUUCGGACCCUGAUGAAGCCGAUAUAGAUGAACACACCAAUCAAGGCUUUGUAUUUCGACAAAGCAUUCGGGAGGGACCCGGUCACCAUCACCACCAUGAUCCUGCCUAUGUUCCCACUUUCGAGAGCUUUGUGAAUAUGCUUAACGAAUUCGGAGCGCGGGUACCUGAUGGCAGAUCGUUCUCCCAUGGACCUGGCGAGCAUGGUGAACAUCAAGGUCACGGAGAACACGAACAUCAGGGGCAUGAAGAACGAGCAGGAGAAGGAGAACAUGCUCAACCGAACUUUGCACGUGUACAACGGGCGACUUUCACUGGACCCUUUGGCUCCGGAAGAACUACCAUAACAAUGAUCUCUACACCUAUGCAAACAACCCACACUGGGCCCCCUGGUGCCUCUGGUGCCGCAGGACUCCAAACAUUCCAAGAGUAUGCACAACCCCUUCUGCGACGCCCCGACGGACCAAGGGGUCUACGGGUUACAGCCAUUUCAUUAACCACGGGAGCUAACCAACGUCCCAGCAUAUUUUCAGACAUACUACGCGAUGUCGGGGCACCACCAGGUCAUGAGAACGCUGGUGAAGAUGGCACGGGUGGUGUCCAUCCACCUGGCUUCGGUCGAGGACUACAAGAUUUGUUGAACCUCCUCACCCCAGGAAAUGCUGUGCAUGGUGAUGCAGUGUACUCUCAAGAAGCUCUAGACCGGAUCAUCACUCGGCUCAUGGAGGCCAAUCCCCAGUCAAAUGCGGCGCCUCCAGCUUCAGACGAAGCCCUUCGGAAUUUAGAGCGUAAACCUGUCAACAAGGAGAUGCUGGGCUCUGAAGGUAAGGCAGAAUGUACCAUCUGUAUCGAUGAGAUGAAAGAGGGAGAUAUGGCCACAUUCUUGCCCUGUAGUCAUUGGUUCCAUGAGGAGUGCGUCACACUUUGGCUGAAGGAGCACAAUACGUGCCCUAUUUGCCGAACACCAAUCGAGAAGAAUGACCGGGGUGCUAGCAAUAACAGCGGUAACAACAACAGCAGCGGUAGCAACCAGUCUCAAGGACCAGCUUCAGGACCUAGCUCCGACCGACCGAACCCUUUUGCAGCCCAUAUGCCUAAUGCGUUCAACUCUGGUUGGGAGACAUACAACUGGACUUCUCAGCCUCACAACCACUCGCGCCCGGCACAACACUCACGACCCCCUAGUCAGAGCCAAAGCCGCAUCAAUGAGGUCCUGCGAAAUAUCUCACAACGAGAAGAGAGAGACCGUGAAUAUGACCGCGAGCGAGAUCGCGCCACAACAUCUGGGUACAGUUACGACACCUCUCGACUGCAACGUCGCAGCUCCCAUUCCCCCACCAGUCCUCGUGCGCGAGCUCCUAGUGAGCAUGGCGCGCGUAUGAGACAAAGAAGCCCUUCCCAGAGCAGUCGACGAUCGACGGCAGAUUCGGACCAACAAUCUCGAACUGGCGGUCACGGUCCCAUUAGCUGGCUCCGUGGCCAAUUCAGUAGAGGACCAGGUACCGGAUCACCACGAGACGGAAGUCGGCAAUAG